AUGAAUACGACCACUAGUGCGGCGACGAUUCUGGACGUGUACAUCUCGGAGGACAAGCAGUCGUAUUACACCCUCAUCACCAUGGGAAAUAUGAGCUUCCGCAUCGCGCUCGACACAGGAUCAGCGGAUUUGUGGGUCGUGUCAUCGGCGUGCACGAGCAGCGGAUGCUCGUCCCUGCCCAGGUAUCAGCUUGGGUAUAAGAGUUUGACGUUCGAGUCUGUCAACGACAACCAGACCCUGUUUAAUGUCAGCUAUGCGGACACUACCACCGUAUCAGGGUUCGUCGCUCGGGAAACUGUCUUACUCAACAACCUCACUGUAGUCAAUCAGGCAUUCGGCUUGAUUAACUCCUCUAAUGUCAGUCUUACGAACGACAUCAGUGGAGUCAUGGGCCUCAGCUUCUCUCGGUUGUCCACUAUAUCGGACACAGUAGCCAACGCGACAUCCAUCUUCGGGUCAAUGGCACAACAGGGACAACUCGACUACCCGCUUUUCGGCCUCAGCCUCAAAACUAACGCCACCGGCACUCUCGCACUAGGUGCCAUUGACGCGACGACUGUCACAAAUAGAAGUCGGAUCGAGUGGUACGAGGUCGUGCCGUUCGCUCCAUACAACGGCACGAAUGGGACCGCUGCGAGCUACCUGCAGUGGGUGAUCGAGCUGUCGAAUAUCACCGUCAAUGGCACGAACGUCACCCCGCAACCGACAUAUUCUCAAUCGGCAUCCAAUCACUCGUUGGCUCUAUUCGAUGUCGGCGCUUCCGGUAUCUACGGUCCCUAUCAAGACGUUGCCCGGAUCUUUGACCAGAUUAGUGGUGCUCGCCUAGUAGAUGCCUCGAGCGGUCAGUGGGUCGUUCCCUGUGAUUUGAGCGAAACGAUUAGUUUCAACUUCGGUGAAAGCAAUUUUACGCUGCAGCCGACUGACUACUUGGUCGGUCCCGUCUCCGAUGACCCGUACUAUUGCCUUGCAUGGCCUGCCGCCACCGCUCCCAGUCAUGAUGGCAUUGAUUGGCAAUUAGGCACGCCUUUCUUACAAACUGUGUACUCAAUCUACAGCUUCGGUAUUGACACGAAAGAAGCGCCCAUGAUGGGCCUGUAUGCACUCCACAACGCUACCGAACUUGAUGAAUCAGUCGCAGAUGUCAGCUCGUACUUCUCUUCUGCCUCUGCCACGGUCGACACGAUGCUGCCGAACUAUCUCGUCUCCACACCGGUGUACACCACACCUGCAUACAUCUUCAACACAUCCGUCUCCGCGCCGCCAGGGCUUAUCGUCUCUUCCGGUCUGGCGACGAGCACGUAUUCCCCCGUGCUCGGCACGGCGGCGACGGUCAACGCGUCUGCUAUUCCGACUGUCGACCCAUCGCCGACGUUGUUCACAUACAUUGUCACCGUCUCGUCGGGCGUGGUGUCCACGUCGGUGUCAACGGCGUCACAGGCCACUGUCACCCUCGGCGAGCCGCCAGGGUGGAGUAGCGGUGCGGCCACGGUUCACGUCCCCACUCGCUUUGUCGUGCUCGCACUCUCCGCACUGUUGCUCGUGGUGGCCUGCUAG
Laetiporus sulphureus 93-53 is the source of this 1554-nucleotide messenger RNA. Its product is annotated as acid protease. The transcript has 13 exons. Lineage: Eukaryota; Fungi; Basidiomycota; Agaricomycetes; Polyporales; Laetiporaceae. Gene Ontology annotation, molecular function: aspartic-type endopeptidase activity. Gene Ontology annotation, biological process: proteolysis. The record is from RefSeq and is a predicted model, not a curated record. The coding region runs from base 1 to 1554 and encodes 517 amino acids.